UAUAUUUGCGUAUACGGUUACGCCUUGAAGAAUUGACUGGAAAUGUUUUAAACACCCCCUACUGAGCGACAUCACGUCGAGUCCUUAAGUCAGAAACUAUUACGAGUGGAGUGAAUCGUAUUUAUUAAGGUUUUGGUUAUUUUAAACUCUCCAUGAUGUUUGGUUUAGGGAGAGCUUGAAGGUCACCUUUCGAAGUUACAGUACUAUAUUUUUCCUAUGUCAAAUGUGUUUUUAAAAUGUUUCCCCACUGUGAUUGCCUAAAGCUGUUCUGGAUAUCCGUUCCGAUUGUCUCUGCUAUUCGAGAUUUUGUAUAACAAUAACAAAAAUGAAUUAUAAUAAUGUUGUUGAACUUCGCAAAAGCUGUAAUGUAUUAUUUUUGAGCUGCUUCGCUCAUCAAGGCCUCGAAUGUCGAUAUUUUAAAACGCUUACCCUCAGCGAGAUUGUGACUGACCCAGGUUUUUUCUGAGUGCAAACGACUUGCGAACUGCAAAUUUACUUUUCAGCGUCGAAUUAUUGGAAAGGCGACGAUUUGAAGUGUGAAUGCUUGAUUGACAGGAAAGAAAAAGUGUUUACAAAAUGAGCCUGUGAUCGUUGUCAGCAAGACCAUUAUUCGUUUCGUGGUAUUCAAUAUUUCACUUGCAAUAAAAAAUGAUCUGCAUUACACCCUGGGGAAAGAUCACAGUUCCAGAGCAUCAGAUUGGUAAAAAAUUACUUACUGCGAAGAAGGUGCAUUUCGGAAGGCUUGAUUUGUAUUUGAGGAGUUUAACGCUAGGAUUAGAAAUGUAAGUAGUUGAAAUAGGUUUGACAUGUACUUAACUCCUCAAUCAAAAUAAGCUCGCAGGUGAUAUGACAGGGUUCACGCAUUUAAGAAUACUUCAGCCAAUCACAACGCGUCUUGUUUCGCCUCAUGCUGAUUUCGCCAAUCACGAUCCACAAAGAAACCAUCUGUUCAAGGUUCGGCACGAAUACCUUCGGCACCACACUGUCAGAGAAGAAACCGCGACAGUUAAGCGGUUUUUGUCGCUAACGAAGCUUGUGUACGUUCUUGAUCGAGGGCAAUAAGUUUCCUUUGAGGCAGGGAAAUCACUUCACAUCGAGGACCCAACUACAAGCAAAUCGCGGCAUGGGGGGUAAAAGUGAAAAUACUUCAGAGUGCAAAAGUGUGACCAAUUCGACUCGGAAUUCGCCGUCUCAAGACGACAAGGGAGGCGAGGCAAAAGGAAGGAAGCACACCGGCAGAUCGGCAAGUGGUGACAAGAAAAAUGAUAACACACAACCUUCUAAGUUGACUUACACCUCAGAAGAAGAUAUUUAUUAUGAACCUGGAGACUGUGUUUACAUCGACAGCCAACGACCGGACGUCGCAUAUUUUAUUUGUGCCAUCAAAGAGUUUCGAAUGAGCAAAAGGGACUCUUUGGUAGUUGUAGUCAGAUGGUAUUACCGACCUUCAGAGGUUCCUGAAUCAGUAUACCAACUAUUAAUUCAGGAUAGGAAUGCUGAAAAUGGUUCAGGUGAUAACAUUCUUGAGGAUGUUGCUGUCAAGGAGCGGGAAUUGUUUAUUUCUGAUGCAACAGAUGUCUAUCCUGCAUCUGCCCUCAGGGGAAAGUGCAAGGUGAGACCAUUUGUGGAGAUUACAGACUCUGUGAAAGGAUACAUUGAUAAAGAAGAUUGCUUUUUCUAUGUGCUUGGUUACAACCCAGAGACAAGGAGGUUGGCAAACACCAAAGGGGAAAUUAGAGUUGGAGUCAGCCAUCAGGCAACCUUGCCAGAAUGCUGUCCCUUUCCUGUGAAUGGAUUUAUGGACAGGGAGGAUCCAAUAGAGGAGCUGGUAUGGAAUCCAACUCUUGAUGAUUAUGAAUUGAUGAUGUUUCUGCGUGCUGCUAGGAGCAUGGCGCAGUAUGCAGGCAUGUGUAAUGGUGGCUCGCCAGAGGAUGGGUACAGUGCUGUGUCUCAGGAUGCAACCACCAGUAAUGCCCUUGAUGUGCUCCAUCAGAACAAUUAUGAUGCAGCCAAAGCCCUCCAAGCACUGGUGAAGAAACCUUACCCCAAACAACUGGAAAAGAGGUGGUCUGAAGAUGAGACGAAAAAGUUUGUCAAGGGACUGAGACAAUAUGGGAAGAAUUUCUACAAGAUCAAGAAAGAAUUGCUAUCUCACAAAGAAACGGGAGAACUUGUAGAGUAUUACUAUACAUGGAAAAAGACUCCCACAGCGCUUAGUUCUCGUCCACAUAGACGCCGCAGACACAACGUGCUUAGACGCAAAGCACUUCCAAGAUCAUCUAAAAGCAUUGUUAGUGAAUUUGUUGAUCUUAGUUCUUGUAGCGAAGAAGAUUAUGACAGUGAUGACAGUGAAAGAGAUUUGAGCCUUUACUGCUGUCGCCAUUGCUACACUACUGAGUCUCGCAGCUGGCAUCACGGCAGUCAAAACAAAGUUAUUUUGUGCGACGAUUGUCGUAUCUACUACAAGAAAUACGGCAAACUUCCUGCUACCGACGAAACUCGCGAACCGCCUCCGUACAUGUUUAAAGGUGUAGCGGAAAGGGAGGUCCGAGAUGAAGACGGGUAUUUGGUGAAUGGAAAGUUGGCUUUGCGAAGCAGAAGAGCUAUUCCUCCCGUCCAAACAACAUUACGAUCUGGACGUAACAAGACUUCAAGCCCUGUGGAAGGAGCAAAUAAUGAAUCAUCCGUUGGGAGUCGAAGAUUAGGGAAGAUCAACAAAGUUCCUUCGCCGUCCAGCGGUAGCACAUCGAGUACAGGCAGUAAUGGAGGAAAAGACAAAGUGAAGAAGGGCAAACUGAAGAAAGGGAAGAAACGCCGACGAGAUCAGUCACCGGAAAGUCAAACGACCGACAAGCGGAAGAAGACACAAACUCAGGAUUCUGACGAAGAUGCAAACGACAACGUCAGUGACACCAGCAGUACCACUGGGGGUAGAGACAGUGUGCUUCCAGACCACGAUGUCAGUAGUGUUUGCAGCAAUAGCAGUAACAAUAAUGACGAGGUGGCUAGUAACCGCUCUUGUUCACCGGCUGAUGCUCCAGAGCCUAUUAAACUGCCUGACAAAUUUAAGCGCCUGAUGGCGGGUGAGGAAGGACGAAGUUGUGCACGUACCGACGUCGUCUUCGUGCAUUCCGAAAAGCCGAAGAAGGACACGACGUGUUCUCGAGAAGUGUCUGUUUCUAAGGAAUCGUCUUCAAAGGCUGAGGCUAAUGAAUCAUCAUCAGAAGUGCCAGUUCGAUCCAGCGCCAGUCAGUCCCCGUACAACGCUCCAGCUACUAUUACUUCGCAUUACGAGGCGUCACGUCUAAAUAUCAUGGCUGGAGGACAAUAUCACUUGUAUCCCCCGAACAUGCCACCGGGUAUGUCAUCCCAAGGCAUCAAUAUAUCAGGAUUUCCACCUCCAAGUGUUGGAGUGGACUACAGAAUGCUUCCUUUCCACAUGUUCUCUGGAAUGGGCGUGGUCCCCGCUGGAGAUUCAAGGGAAAAUGCCGCGAAAUUUGCGGAAGGGUUUGAGCAAUGGUAUGCGCCUUAUCGCUCGGCUCAAAUGCAAUCCGGCCACCAUAUCCCUGCAAUCUCGUAUCUUCAGGGCCAGGGUAGGGCGCUGGAACAAAGCGCAUUGGACUCGCGCAACCACGAGUCCCUCCUUAAGGGGGGCCCUGGACGUGUUCUUACUACUGAUCCUGUUACAGGACUCCAGUAUUACGGACCUCAGCAACACUCGCAUUCUCACCUCCACACGCAUUUUCACAUUCAUCCUCACGAGCAACAACACCUUCAAAACUUACAAGCCGCUAAUCUUUCGGCUCUCGACCAAGCUUAUCUUCAACAUCCCGGGCUUACUACAUGGCGGAACCAUCCGUGGCAACAUCCUGAUCUUAUGCAUCUUCACGGCAAUAGUGCGCGUGGUAUUUUCCCUGAGGAAGUAGCUGCCUUGCCGGUUCCUGGGAUCGGGUCGACAAAUCUCGAUCGUCACCAACUUCAGCAGCAACUUAUAAUGAGCCAGCACAACAAAUAUCAUCCACAUGUGUUGGCUCACGAAGAGUUAAUGCGGUACUAUAGACCGCACAGUCGAAGACUUGAAAGCGACAAAAUGAACGAUCAUUUUUUCGCGAACAUCUUAAAAAAGGAACAUCGAAAUUUGCAAAGUCCUUCACAGUUAGAAAAUGUAGUCAAGAAAAGCUUGGACAGUUCUGGGAUGUAUUCGUCGCCUUCAAAAAAACCACCCGUUACUAUUGACUUAUCAGAUGAUUAAAAUUGUUAUUUACCGUUCGUCACGUUACAGUUAAAUCCUAAAAAGUAAAUUAAGUAAAAAGGCCUCGAAAUUUCUUUUUCAUUUUUUUCGUAAAUUGUGUAAAAUUAAGAGAAGUUCAGCAAUUUUCUGCGCUAAGAAAUAGUGUGACGUUUAUAUUUAAAAUUUUAUUAUAUAUCUGGUGCGCUUUAUAAGAGAAAAUGGUUAUUUAUUUCUUUCAAAACAUGGAUAAAUUAAGUUGGGAUCGUUAAAAUUGGUGAUUUUUUUAUUUUCAUUCUGAGAUAGUUAACACAAGAAGAAACAUUUUUUUGGUUACUUUAGAAAAAUGGAUGAAGACUCGUCCUAUCAUGGAAGUAAAACUUCAUAUCUUUCCUACUCAAAAACUAGAUCAAAAGAGUGAAGAAAAGUAAAAGGAUAUAUAAAAGGAAAACUUAAAGAAAUAUAUUUUAUUUAAAACCCUUUGUUUUGUAGAGUUUGGGUAUAAUUUUUUUUUCAUUUCUUACAAUAGGCGAUCAUCGUUUAAUAAAAUAAUUUGAUAUGAUGUUAUAAACCUUAAUGAGCUGUAAAAAAACUGAUGAUUUAACCAAAAAAGUUUUAAACAAAAAGGUUGUACAUUGAUGAGAUUCGUUCCCUAAGAGGAAUUUCAUUUCGUAGCAAGGAUUGGAUUGGCGUACAGAAAAGAUAGUGGGCGAGAGAAAGUAUUUCUGACAAAGUAAUCCAGCAACCAGAUCCAUCGUUGAACGAUAGAAAGGACCAACACUAUGUUGUCGACGAAAUUUAAUCGCUCAAUUCCCGUGAGUGAUUAAAACAGAUAUUCUCCUCAUAAUAUCAAGCAGACAGGUGAUGAGAAUUAAGAAAAAUAUCAAUUAAGAGAAUAUUAGUUGAUCCAAUACCAAAAUCUCCGAAGUAACAUAAGAGUUGUAUGGCGGACAGUAAGGAGAAUUAGUAAUGAUAUCGUGACAGUGAAAGGGUUUACGAGUUUGUUGGUAAAACGAAUUUUGUACGAGUUUUUUUUUCUCGUCUGUAUUACGUCACGUUAUGACUACAACGUCUCGACAAGCUUUCAAAAUAGUUCUGAGAGGAAAUAAAUUGACGAUUUGUAAAUAAAUGAUAUUUAUAACGUUCUUGUAAGCGAAAGGAGUUGUAAUAAAAUCCUUUUCAAAUUUA
Messenger RNA from Stylophora pistillata, 5416 nucleotides. RefSeq lists its product as uncharacterized. The record is from RefSeq and is a predicted model, not a curated record. Gene Ontology annotation, cellular component: nucleus. Lineage: Eukaryota; Metazoa; Cnidaria; Anthozoa; Scleractinia; Pocilloporidae. Gene Ontology annotation, molecular function: transcription corepressor activity; sequence-specific DNA binding; chromatin binding. Gene Ontology annotation, biological process: regulation of DNA-templated transcription.